AUGGUUGUUUCCAAAGACGUGGACGACAUCACGUUGUACGAACACAACACACUAAUUUUCUAUGUAAACGGUCACCGAGUAGAGGAGAAUCACGUUGAUCCAAAAACCACACUCGCUGUCUACCUUCGAGAUCACUUGCAUCUCAAGGGGACGAAAAUUGGCUGCAAUGAAGGAGGAUGUGGAGCAUGUACCGUAAUGAUCAGCGAAAUUAACCCCGUCAACAAUGAAAUACGACACUAUUCUGCUAACUCCUGUUUAAUGCCCAUAUGUGCAGUUUUCGGAAAAGCCGUCACUACCGUAGAGGGAAUCGGUUCGACCGUCAACAAGAAACUGCAUCCUGUACAGGAACGAUUAGCAAUAACCCAUGGCUCCCAAUGCGGUUUCUGCACACCAGGCUUUGUCAUGGCCAUGUAUGCUUUGUUACGGAACAACCCCACACCUAGCGUGGCUGAUGUGAAUGAAGCUCUUCAGGGAAAUCUCUGCCGAUGUACUGGAUAUCGACCAAUUUUGGAGGCUUUCUAUAGUUUCACUGUCAAAGAAAAUGGUGACAUGAAGGUAACUGAAAGUAACGGGUGCGGAAUGGGCGAAAAGUGCUGCAAGGUGACGAAAAACGGAUGUCCUGCUGGUGAGGUUAGUUUACUGCGCCAAUUUAGAUGA
Messenger RNA from Cooperia oncophora, 657 nucleotides. NCBI's taxonomy places the organism in Eukaryota, Metazoa, Nematoda, Chromadorea, Rhabditida, Trichostrongylidae. The record is from the annotation of a GenBank genome assembly.